CCGUCGACCAAUCGGCGCCGCCGGGUCGCUCCGUCUGACCAAUCAGCGGGAGGUUGUGGGGGGGGGUCGCCCCGCUCGCUUCCGUCUCCUGCACACGGCGGGCGCCGCUCGGCCCGGAGCGCUGCGGGAUGUCCUACAAACCCAUCGCGCCCGCACCCAGCGCCAGCCCCGCCCCGGGGCCCGCAGCCACGGCCGCCGCUCCCAGCGUCCCUUCGCCGUCCGCCUUCCGCCCGCUCUUCAACGACUUCGGGCCGCCGUCCAUGGGCUACGUGCAGACCAUGAAGCCGCCCGGCGCUCCGGGCUCGCAGAGCACCUACAGCGACCUGCUGUCUGUCAUCGAGGAGAUGGGCAGGGAGAUCCGGCCCACCUACGCCGGCAGCAAGAGCGCCAUGGAGCGGCUCAAGCGGGGGAUCAUCCACGCUCGGGCGCUGGUUCGGGAGUGCUUGGCCGAGACAGAGCGCAACGCCCGCACGUGACAGCAGCCCCCCGACCCCCCCCCCCCCCCCGAGCCCCGCCGGUGGCUCCCCCCGAACGGGGCCACCCCCGGGGCUCCCCCCGCCCCAACCUUCCGGCUUUUAUAAAUAAAGGACGUGCUGCAUCCCCCCCCUUAUAAAGGAAAUCCUCCUUCCAAGCCCCCAAUUCCCCAUA
Molecule: messenger RNA, 648 nt
Organism: Coturnix japonica (Japanese quail)
Lineage: Eukaryota; Metazoa; Chordata; Aves; Galliformes; Phasianidae
Gene: CDK2AP2
Product: cyclin dependent kinase 2 associated protein 2
Biological process (GO): negative regulation of G1/S transition of mitotic cell cycle; regulation of microtubule cytoskeleton organization
Cellular component (GO): microtubule; nucleus; cytoplasm
Source: RefSeq, a predicted model, not a curated record